This is a messenger RNA of Photinus pyralis (common eastern firefly), 770 nucleotides long. RefSeq names its product malignant T-cell-amplified sequence 1 homolog. The transcript is spliced from 6 exons. Gene Ontology annotation, molecular function: RNA binding. The record is from RefSeq and is a predicted model, not a curated record. Lineage: Eukaryota; Metazoa; Arthropoda; Insecta; Coleoptera; Lampyridae. Gene Ontology annotation, biological process: formation of translation preinitiation complex. The coding region runs from base 115 to 663 and encodes 182 amino acids.
CCCAAAUGGAAAGCAGUAUGAAACCAAGGGUGACAGUUACGAGUUGGCAACAGCGCAAAAUUCCAUUGUAACUUAACCUCAAUAACCCAUUUCGGAAUUAAGAUUUGUACCAAAAUGUUUAAAAAAUUUGACGAGAAGGAAAGCGUCUCCAGCAUAUUGCAGCUAAAAUCGUCGAUACAAAAAGGCAUCCGCUCGAAACUUGUCGAACUUUAUCCCAACUUAGACGGUCUAUUAGAUUCAAUUUUGCCAAAGAAGGAUGCGAUGAGGAUAGUGAAAUGUCACGAUCAUAUAGAAAUUAUAAUAAAUAGCGCGGGCGAGUUACUGUUUUUCAGACAUCGGGAAGGCGCCUGGAUGCCGACUUUACGCUUACUUCACAAGUACCCUUUCUUUCUGCCGAUGGAACAAGUGGAUAAAGGUGCGAUUAGGUUCGUUCUUAGUGGAGCUAAUAUUAUGUGUCCGGGGCUCACAUCUCCGGGUGCGGAAAUGGUUGAAGCAGAAAAAGGAACAAUUGUGGCUGUGAUGGCAGAAGGAAAACAACAUGCCUUAGCUAUAGGAAUGACUGCCCUUUCUACGGCGGAUAUUGCAAAAAUUAACAAGGGCAUCGGAAUAGAAAACAUUCACUAUUUAAAUGACGGGCUGUGGCAAAUGAAACCUAUUAAGUAAGCUGUUUGUGAUGUUCUACAUUUGAUGCUCUUUGCUUUUGAAGCUUUGAAUUAUUUUGUAAUAUCGACGUUGUAAAAUAAAAACUGCAAGUUGUUGUUUCUGUAGUA